Cynara cardunculus var. scolymus (artichoke) is the source of this 2655-nucleotide messenger RNA. Its product is annotated as G-type lectin S-receptor-like serine/threonine-protein kinase At4g27290. The coding region runs from base 1 to 2481 and encodes 826 amino acids. The record is from RefSeq and is a predicted model, not a curated record. Gene Ontology annotation, molecular function: ATP binding; protein serine/threonine kinase activity. The transcript is spliced from 8 exons. NCBI's taxonomy places the organism in Eukaryota, Viridiplantae, Streptophyta, Magnoliopsida, Asterales, Asteraceae. Gene Ontology annotation, biological process: recognition of pollen; protein phosphorylation.
AUGGAGAAGCUUACCAUUCUUCUGUUCUGCUUUGGUGCCUUAAUUUCUCUGUUGACUAUCUCUAAUGCAGCAGACACUUUAGCCACAAAUGAAGCCAUGCGAGAUGGUGAUACCAUCCUUUCAGCUGGUGGAAUGUUUGAACUGGGAUUUUUCAGCGUGGGUAACUCCAGGAAUCGAUACCUGGGGAUAUGGUACAAGAAGGUUUCAAAUAGGACCGUUGUUUGGAUCGCAAACAGAGAUGCACCACUUAACAAUACUUCAGGCAUGCUCCAAGUCAGUAGUGACGGAAUCCUGCAGCUUCUCAGUGAUGGUGAUACCAUUUGGUCAUCUUCAUCUGUAUCAUUAAGGAAUAUUGCUCCGGUGGCACAGCUCUUGGAUGAUGGAAACCUUGUUGUAAGGGAUGAACGUAGCACCGAUCAGCAGAUAUUCAUAUGGCAAAGCUUUGAUUACCCUACAGACACCAUUCUCCCAGGUAUGAAAUUUGGUAAGGACUUGGUUACUGGCAUCGACAGGCGCUUUAUAUCGUGGAAGAGCGUUGAUGAUCCUUCUACCGGACAGUACACGGCGUAUAUGGAUACGAAUGGAUUCCCACAGAUAUUCGUGAGGCAAGGCAACGAUUUGCACUCGAGAUCUGGGCCGUGGAAUGGCCUUAGGUUCAGUGGCAUGCCUGAAUGGAGAGUAAAGGCAACAGCAUUGAAGGAGUUUGUUUUCAAUGAGAAGGAGAUAUUCUACAGAUAUAAGGUUGCUAAUAGUUCGAUUAUUUCUAGGUUGUAUAUGAACCCGGAAGGCGAUCUAACACGCAUGAAUUGGGUUGAUCAAACCCGAAGUUGGUUUCAUAUUUUGACUACUGUACCCGUUGAUAGUUGUUCGCCAUAUGGACUAUGCGGCCCAUACGGAACCUGUAACGCGAACAACUUCCCUGUCUGUAGUUGUAUGAGAGGUUUUGAACCGAAACACCCAGAGCAAUGGAGCGUAGCAGAUUGGUCCGGUGGGUGUACGCGUAGAUUACCUUUGAAUUGUGGGAGUGGCGACGGGUUUCUUAGAAUUUCGGGUGUGAAAUUCCCAGACACCCGACGUUCAUGGUACAAUUCGAGCAUGACUCUAGGAGAAUGCGAGAUGGCGUGCAGGAUGAAUUGCUCUUGCACGGCAUAUUCAGACUUAGAUAUCAGAAAUGGUGGAAGCGGAUGCUUGCUAUGGUUUGAUGAGCUGAUGGAUAUUAGAGAAUACGAUGAAACCCAAAAUCUUUACAUUAGAAUGGCCGUUUCGGAGUUAACAAGUCUUACUACGACUCUCGAAUCUGGUUCGAACAAAACGAAACAUAUAAUCCUAGCGGUCGUGUUGGCUUCGGUUGGUUUGGUUCUAGUAGGCCUAUCUCUUGCAAUGUAUGCAAGAAGCAAGAAGAAAAGAUACUUCAUGAACAGACAAGGUAAGAUGCCCAAGUAUUCCAUCAAUGAGGGUGGGAAGGAAGAUGCAGAAUUACCAACUUUUAGUCUGUCUAAAAUUGCCAAGUCUACAAGUAACUUCUCCAUUACCAAUAAGCUUGGAGAAGGUGGCUUUGGUGCUGUCUACAAGGGUGUGUUGGAUGAUGGACGAGAAAUAGCUGUGAAGCGAUUGUCGAAAACUUCGAGACAAGGGAUCGACGAGUUCAAGAAUGAAAUUCGAUGUAUUGCAAAACUUCAGCAUCGGAAUCUCGUGAAGCUGUUAGGAUACUGCAUUCAAGGAGACGAAACAAUGCUAAUUUAUGAAUACAUGGCUAACAAAAGCCUCGAUUUAGCUUUAUUCGAUGAAGGCCAGAGCUCGAUAUUGCUUGAUUGGCCCCAACGCUACCGUAUUAUCCAUGGAAUUGCUCGAGGUCUCCUUUAUCUGCAUCAGGAUUCUCGGCUUCGGGUUAUUCACAGAGAUUUGAAAGCGGGAAAUAUUUUGUUGGAUUAUGACAUGAACCCUAAAAUCUCAGACUUCGGUCUUGCUAGAAGAUUUAUAGGGUUCGAGACAGAAGCCACGACGAAUAAAGUGGUCGGAACUUAUGGUUAUAUCUCUCCAGAAUAUGCAGUCCAUGGGCUUUUCUCAGUAAAAUCAGACGUAUUCAGUUUUGGAGUUUUGGUGUUGGAAAUAGUGAGCGGAAAGAAAAACCGAGGAUUCUUUCAUGAAGAACACGACGAUAACCUUCUUGGACAUGCAUGGAGACUUUAUAACGAAGAGAGGACCCUUGAGCUUGCAAGUUCUCAGAUAAGGGAUGUGUGCAUCGACUCUGAAUUACUUCGAUCCAUACAUAUUGGUUUGUUAUGUGUGCAACAACAUGCGGAAGAUAGGCCAACUAUGUCGUCCGUGGUUGUGAUGUUGGAUAACGAGAGUACAUUGCCUCCACCAAAACAACCCGCAUUUUUCACUCAAGUGAGUUUGCCUGAAAACAAUGCUAUUUCAUUGGGUCCGACACAAAAUUCUGUCGAUAAUGUCACCAUAACGAUGUUAGAUGCUCGAUAGAACGCAGCCACUCGUGCCAAUAUACGAUAUGUGAGUUAUUGAACUUGCAUUUGGAAGCUCUACAUGUUAUUGAACAUGAUGGGUGUUCAACUGUUCUAGUUGAGUUACGACCGAAUGGCUUUCGACACUUUUUGAUGGUUGUAUCUUCGCCGAUCUUUAGAUACAUAAGCGGGU